AUGGAUUCAAAAUUGGUUUCUUUCUUGAUUUUUACUGUGAUUACUAUCAGUUGUUACGCGACAGAAGGAGACAAAGAAUACUGUAAUGGAGUCGUCGAAAUUGUUGAAAGAAAAAUUGUAAGAUAUUUGGAAAAUGUGGAGCAGCGGCACAAGUUCAUCGACGACAUGUUGGCCAAUAUGAAUGUGGAGGUAAGAUAUUUUUUGGAUUUUGAGAACAGGGGAUUAUUAAAGUUCUGGGGGAACAUUUUGUACGAUAUUUCGUAGGCAUAGCGGUUUGUUUUGAACUGUCCAAAAAGCACAAAUAUUUUGAAUUUUCUUUGGAAGGAGUGAUAGGAAAAACUAUUUCGCGUCUCGACGACAUUUCUCAUUUUGGAUCCGAAACAACACUGCUGAAUAGCUCGGCUGCCGCUGGCGCUAAAAGGAGUUGGUUUGUGGCCAGUUCCAAACCUGCAUCAAAAAUUUUAAGGACAUCUGAAUCCCCCACCUAAAACACUUACUACAGUGGGGGACCUGAUCCAGUGGCAAAAAACGUACCAUUUUGUAUCCGGGAAGUAUCAGAAAUGUGGCAAAAUGCUUCCCUCUAAAGGUGAAAAAAACUUACAGGGGAAGUGCUCCAAGUGCGACGCUCAGAUUUUCUUUAAAUUUUGCACACACGUCGGGUAUGGACUAAAUAUCAAUUCCUGAAAGGUUUAGCUUGCGCUUUGCGAGCGCCGCCGAGAUAUCCAACGAUUUUUGCCGCCGAGAGAGCGCGCAAAACGUGGAGAGCGGUCAGAGAGAAAAGAGCUUUUUGGCCAUAACUUUGGCAGUUUCGCGCGGAAAAAUUUGAUUUUUUGUAUAAACAUUAUCCUUUACAGUUGAAAUAGACACGAAACUUUUCAUGCCGAAAUUCGGCAAAAAGUCCGAAAUUUUCGCCGACUUUCGAUCUGAAAAUCUAGGUUGUUUCUGCAAAGCGCGAGCUAGGAUUCUCGCAUAUAUCUUAGAAACCAUUAUUCUAAAUUUGUGCCAAAUUUCAUCAAAAUCUGACGGUCGCACUUGGAGUACUUCCCCUGUUAGUUUUGAAGGCCGCGCCCUUUCCCUCACAAAAAGAGCGGGCGCGUUUUUGAAACCGGAGCUUUUUCACUUCGAGAGGGAUGCAUUUUGCCACAUUUUUGAUGUUUUCCGGAUGCAAAUUACGUACGUUUUUUGCCACUGGAUCAGGUCCCCCACUGUUGGAAAUGACACUAGUUUCUGUAAAAAAAUAAGUUGCGAAUUUGUCAACCAUUCCGACACAUCGAGAUUUUGCUCAUAUUCGUUGUACACUACUGGACAACCCACUCUGUAAACUGUAAUAUUUUAGUGCACAGAGAAAGAGAACUGUCCCAAGGAAUGUCUGGAUGGCCUGAAGAAAUGUUUGUUGAAACAACGAGAUCAGUCGAGGCGCUUGGAAAAGAUGGAUGAAUGCUGUUCCAAAUGCGAAUAA
Messenger RNA from Bursaphelenchus xylophilus (pine wood nematode), 1459 nucleotides. The record is from the annotation of a GenBank genome assembly. NCBI's taxonomy places the organism in Eukaryota, Metazoa, Nematoda, Chromadorea, Rhabditida, Aphelenchoididae.